Molecule: messenger RNA, 1998 nt
Organism: Striga hermonthica
Lineage: Eukaryota; Viridiplantae; Streptophyta; Magnoliopsida; Lamiales; Orobanchaceae
Source: the annotation of a GenBank genome assembly
AUGAAGAUGCUGAAAACGUCCCGCGAACCCACCUCGAGCCGCUUCGAGCUCCUCUCCGAGGAGAUCGUCUUCUUAAUCCUCGAUUUCCUCGACGAGGACCCGGCUGACCGGAAAUCCUUCUCCCUGGUGAGCCGUUCGUUUUACGAAUUCGAGUCCCGGCAUAGGAGCUACCUGAAGCCCCUCCGCUCGGAGCACCUGGCGAAGGCGCUCGGCCGGUACCCGCACACGGCGGCUCUGGAUCUGUCGAUGUGCCCGAGGGUCACCGAUUUCUCGCUCGGGAUUAUCUCCACCCGGUGCAGGGGAAUGCUGAGAUCGAUCAAUUUGUCGCGUUCGGGGUUCUUCACGCACGCGGGGCUGUCUGAUUUGGUGGCGAAUUGCGUGAAUCUGGUGGAGAUUGAUUUGUCGAACGCGACGGAGCUCAAGGACUCCGCCAUGGCGGCGAUUGCUCGGGCGAGGAGCUUGGAGAGGCUGUGUUUGGCGAGAUGUAAGUCGAUUACCGAUAUCGGGAUUGGGUGUAUUGCUGUGGGGUGCAGAAAGCUGAGGUGGCUGAACUUGAAAUGGUGCUUGGGUGUGGGUGAUUUGGGGGUGGAGCUGAUUGCUGUUAAGUGCAGUGAUAUGCGGAGUUUAGAUCUCUCUUACUUGCCGAUCACGAGUAAGUGUUUAUCGCAAAUCUUGCAGUUGCAACAUCUCGAAGAUUUGGUGCUGGAAGGAUGUUACGGCCUUGAUGAUGACAGCCUUGCAGCCCUCAAGCUAGGAUGCAAAUCGUUGCAGAAACUGGACAUGUCAAGCUGUCAAAACAUAAGCCACAUAGGCUUAUCUUCUCUAACCGGUCUUGCUGGAAGCCUAAAGCAGCUCAACCUGUCGUACGGUUCUCAAGUUGAUCUCGAUCUAGCUACUAGCCUGCGAAAUCUUUCCAUGCUGCAGUCCGUAAAGCUAGAUGGCUGCCAGGUCACUUGUUCCGGGCUCAAAGCCAUUGCAAAAUGGUGUGUUUCGUUAACAGAGCUGAGCCUAAGUAAAUGCACGAGUGUAACGGAUGAAGGGCUGUCAUCCAUAGUCGCUAAACACAAGGACAUGAAAAGACUGGACAUCACUUGCUGCCGCAAAAUUACAAAUAGGUCCGUAGCCAGAAUCGCAGAUUCUUGCACCUCGCUCGUUUCCCUGAGGAUGGAGUCCUGCACGUCAGUUCCAGCCGAAGCUUUUGCUCUGAUCGGGCAGAGUUGUCAUUUUUUGGAGGAGCUUGAUGUCACAGAUAAUGAAAUCGAUAAUGAUGGUCUGAAGUCGAUAUCCAUGUGCACUCGCCUCACGAGCUUGAAACUCGGAAUCUGUUUAAACAUAACCGACGAGGGGCUUAUCCAUAUCGGCCAGCGAUGUUCACAGCUCAGAGAGAUUGACUUAUACAGAUCAGCUGGAAUUACAGACUCGAGUAUUUCAGCCAUAGCUUGCGGUUGCCCAGGACUCGAGAUGAUCAACAUAGCCUAUUGCGACUUCAUUUCCGAUAGCGCGCUGAUGUCACUAGCAAAAUGUUCGAAACUGAACACGCUCGAAACUCGAGGUUGCGCUCUAAUUACAUCCUCGGGCCUAGCAGCUGUUGCCGCGGGUUGCAAGCAGCUUUCCAAAUUAGACAUUAAAAAGUGUGGCAACAUUGAUGAUGCUGGCAUAAUGCAUCUUGCAAACUUCUCUCAAAACCUCAAACAGAUAAAUCUGUCAUAUUCAUCUGUCACGGAUGUGGGACUUUUAUCACUCGCGAGUAUAAGCUGUCUGCAAAGCUUAACUGUUCUCCACCUGGAAGGUUUGACACCAAUCGGGCUUUGUGCUGCACUUUUGGCAUGUGGUGGAAUAACUAAGGUGAAGCUUCACUCCUCGUUUAAACCUCUUUUGCCACAACGCUUUUUCCAUCAUUUGGAGGCACGCGGCUGCACUUUUCAGUGGAGAGCAAAAACAUUUCAGGCCGAGUUGGAUCCCAAGUGUUGGAAAUAUCAGUUGGCCGACGCAGAAUAA